UAAACUGGGAGCUUCUCUAUCAUCACCGACAGAGAUCAUGUUUGUGUCUUUCCCCACUUUGCCACUCUUUCCCCGUCAGAUCUCCGACCGGCUAAACAGACCAUUCUGACGCCACAAUGCUCCCGUCUCAAAAUAUUUACUGAGGCUCGGUAAUGAAUUUCUGGGUUUGGAGAGAUGAGAAGAGGUGUGAUCGGCGCGGUUCUCAGGUAUCUUGGUCAAAGUGAGCAUGAUACUCCUCGCCUUGUUCGUAGAGGAAGAAGAUUCAGUCGCAUUUCUAUACUCCAAUUCUCGCUCUGGGUUUUUGUCUUUGCAGCGAUCUUUCUGCUCUACUUCCUCUUCUUUGGCCUCGUUAUGUUAUCUCCAGCUAAGAUUGAACAAACUUCUGAUAGCUCAGUAAAGCAUGAAACUUUGCCGUCUGUUGGUGUGAAUGUUUCAGUGAAGAAAGAAUCUCCGCCGCGAGAUGGUGGAAGCAAGCAUCGUAAGAAAUAUUUUCCUUGCGAGAUUGGGUUAAAGGAAUCAGUAGAUUAUUUUAAGGAACCUAGGGAAGUUAUGAACUUCACGCAGUUUUCGCUAGAUUACAUAGAGCAAGAGGAAAGGCUUUCUACUAAUGGUAUAUAUGCACCUAGUUUUGGAGGGCAUCCGACCCUUGAUGAAAGAGAGCGGUCCUUUUAUGCCGUAAAUCAGACUCUUCAUUGCGGAUUUGUCAGAGGGCCUUCAGGGUCCUCGACCAGUGGAUUUGAUAUUGAUAUGAAGGACAGGGCAUAUAUGAAUGAUUGUAAGGUUGCAGUAUCUUCUUGCAUUUUUGGGAGCUCUGAUUUUCUAAGAAGGCCUGCAAGAAAAAAGAUCAGUGACUACUCCAAGAAAAAUGUUUGUUUUGUAAUGUUUAUGGAUGAAGAAACCCUGACAAAAAUAUCAUCAGAGGGGCAUGUUCCUGAUGACACAGGAUAUAUUGGCUUGUGGAGGAUUGUUAUAGUGAAGAACCUACCAUAUGCAGAUAUGCGCAGAACUGGAAAGGUGCCUAAACUUCUGUCACAUCGCCUUUUCCCCUCAUCAUGGUAUUCCAUUUGGGUUGACAGCAAGUUACGACUAAAUACUGACCCAAUGCAGAUUAUUGAACACUUUUUAUGGCAAGCAAAAUCAGAAUUUGCCAUUUCCAAUCACUAUGAUCGGCAUUGUGUUUGGGAGGAAGUGCUCCAAAAUAAGCGUCUCAAUAAGUAUAAUCACAUAAAAAUUGAUGAGCAGUUCAAAUUCUACCAGUCUGAUGGCCUCAUCAAGUUUGACCCUACAGACCCAAAUACUCCUCUUCCAAGUUAUGUUCCAGAAGGUUCAUUUAUUGUCCGUGCACAUACACCUAUGUCGAAUUUAUUUUCAUGCCUUUGGUUUAAUGAAGUUGACCGUUUUACCUCCCGUGAUCAGCUAAGCUUUGCAUAUACUUUCUUAAAAUUGAGGAGAAUGAACCCAGAUAGACCAUUCUACCUAAAUAUGUUCAAGGAUUGUGAGCGCAGAGCACUAACAAAGCUAUUCCGGCAUAGGGCAGAGCUUUCUACUCCACCUGUUGAUUGAAAGUUAUGAGCAAGAGUGGUUACUUUAAUUAUCCCUCAAAAUCACAACACAUUGGUGGUUUCCAAUUUUGUAGUGGCUGAAAAUGCAUAUAUCUUUGAGGCUUAGUUUCCUCUAGGAAUUCUCUUUCAAACCCAACUUUCUAAUUUUCAUGAAAGAAGGGUUAGAAACUAACAAAUUAUAGAUUUGGUUCGU
This is a messenger RNA of Argentina anserina (silverweed cinquefoil), 1755 nucleotides long. Its product is annotated as probable hexosyltransferase MUCI70. The coding region runs from base 175 to 1563 and encodes 462 amino acids. The transcript has 8 exons. The record is from RefSeq and is a predicted model, not a curated record. NCBI's taxonomy places the organism in Eukaryota, Viridiplantae, Streptophyta, Magnoliopsida, Rosales, Rosaceae.